AUGCCAGCUCUCAGGGUUCCAGCCGAGUUACCGGCCACGAAUUCUAUACCAUCAUUCGAAUAUCUCCAGCGACGAAACCACGUCCUUCAUCGUCGGGCCCACGGCGACGGUCUGAAGGACAAUCUCAUACCAAUCUGCCUUGCAUUCGGCGGCUUCGGCAUCGUGAUCUGUUUGGCUCUCGUACCAGCAUAUCUCAAAGGCCGUAGGGAAAGAAAGAAGAUGGUACCAGUAUGA
Molecule: messenger RNA, 234 nt
Organism: Fusarium venenatum
Lineage: Eukaryota; Fungi; Ascomycota; Sordariomycetes; Hypocreales; Nectriaceae
Source: RefSeq, a predicted model, not a curated record